AUGCAAGUUCAAGACGAAAUAUCACCCACAACAGCAGUUUCAAACUAUUUGAAAUCCAAUAGUAAUGGCAGUGUUUUUAGUAUUACAAGUCAGCAACAACAACAACUUCAGCAACUACCACAAAAAUCAGAUUUUGAAAAGACAAAAGAUGAGUUGAUUUUAGAACUACAGCAAAUGAGAGCGAUUACAAUCUCAAAUAAAAACGCACGUAUUAUGUUAGAUGAAAUGUAUCAGUUUGUGGCAUUAUUAGAUGUAAAUGGCAAUCUUUUAGAUGUAAAUGAACCAGCAUUACAAGGUGGUGGUAUGAUACGUGCAAGUAUACAAGGCAUACCAUUUUGGGAUUGCAGAUGGUGGGCAACAUCACAAGAAAAUAUCGACAACGUUAGAGAAGCAGUACACAAAGCAUCAAAAGGUGAAUUUAUACGUUAUGAAACAGAAAUUUUUGGAAAAUCAGCAGGUACAGAGAAAAUUACAAUUGAUUUCUCCCUAAUGCCACUAUUUAACGAUAAAGGUGAGGUCUCAUUAAUUUUACCAGAAGGAAGAAAUAUUACAGAAAAAAGAUUGGGUGAAAUUGAAAUCGAAAGAAAAAACAAUGAAUUAAGAAGUUUAUAUGAAAAAAUUAAAGAAUUGGAUGAAUUAAAAACCCAGUUUUUUGCGAAUGUAUCACAUGAAUUAAGAACUCCCUUAGCAUUAAUUGUUGGACCUACUGAUAAACUAUUAAAAGAAGAAAAUUUAAGUGAAAAUGUUAGAAAGGAUUUAGAUAUUGUUGCAAGAAAUUCUAGAAGUUUAUUGAAAAUUGUAAAUAAUUUAUUGGAUAUUAGCAGAUUAGAAGCAGGUAAAAUGAAUUUAAAUUACUCGAUGGUAAAUCUCAGCCAAACUGUACAUUUAAUCGCAUCAUGUUUUGAAAUUUUAGCAAGAGAGAAAUCAUUAGACUUUUCAAUUAUAACACCAAGUAUACCAUUAAUGGCAGCGAUUGACGCCGAUAAGAUGCAACGUGUCAUUACCAAUUUACUUUCAAAUGCCUUUAAAUUUACACCUUCGGGUGGUUCAGUAAAAUGUAUAUUAGAGAAAUUUGAUAUAUCUCCAACUGUUCCAGGUUUUCAAAUUAUAGUUUCCGAUACAGGUCCAGGUAUUCCAGAGAAAUUACACGAAAUAAUUUUUGAACGUUUUAGACAAGUGGAUGGAACAAAUACCAGAAAACAUGGUGGUACAGGUUUAGGUCUAAGUAUUGUAAAAGAAUUUGUUACACUUCAUGGUGGUACCGUAUCAAUUCAUAAUGGUUCAAAAUGUGGUGCCCAAUUUACACUUAGAAUACCACUUUCACCCAAUAUGGAUGAACAAUUAUAUAAAAAAACCAUUUCAGAUUCGAAUAUUUCCGAAAUUGUAGAAAAGCAAGACCAUGAGCGUGAACAAAAAGAACAUUAUGAACGUGAAGAAAAAAUUAAAAAUGAACAAUUCCAAUAUGAUCAAAACCAUCAAGAAACUAAUGGUUUACAUUUAUCAACAUCUACAUCGACAUCAUCAUCUCCAACAAAUAAUCUUCAUAUCAACUUUCCACCUAGCUCGUCAUCAUCAUCAUCAAUGUCAGUUGAAAAUCAAUCAAUAUUAAACUCAGGCCUUAAAGAUAAUAUGGGUAGUAUUAUGGGUGUUCAUGCAAUUGCCCAACAAGCUGUCGAAGAGUUAACUGAAAAGCAAUUUUAUCAAUCAAAAGAAAAUAUUCAUAACAAACCCAUUGUAUUAGUAGUCGAAGAUAACCCAGAAAUGAACCGUUUCAUAGCAGAACUCUUAAGCAAAUAUUAUUUUGUAGUAACAGCAUUCGAUGGUAUCGAGGGUAUAGAGAAAACCAAAGCUUUUACACCCGAUCUUAUUGUGACCGAUUGUAUGAUGCCAAAAAUGAGUGGUGAUGAAAUGGUUGAAAAGCUACGUUCAGAUGAACAGUAUGAUAACAUUCCAAUCAUUCUAUUAACUGCAAAAGCUGAUGAAAAUCUUAGGGUUAGAUUACUUCAAAACGGUGUAUCAGAUUAUGUAAAUAAACCAUUCUCCUCAGAAGAAUUAGUAGCAAGAGUUGUAAACUUAAUGACGAUGAAAAAGGCUAAACAAUUCCUUCAAGAAGAACUAAGCUCUGCAAAUACUGACCUUCAAGAACUUAUUAAUCAACUAACACUUAAAAAGCGUGACCUUCAAGCAUUAGUUGGCGAAUUAGAAAAAGAAAGAAAUCUAUUAAACAAUACAAACAAAUCGAAAGAUGAAUUCUUUAUGAAUCUAUCCCACGAACUACGUACUCCUUUAAAUGGUAUUUUGGGUUGGUGCCAAUUAUUACUUUACGAUUUAGACUCAUCCGAUGACUCAACCAUUAGAACAGGUUUACAAACUAUUGAACGUUGUGCAAGUUCUCAAAAUCAACUUAUCAAUGAUCUUUUAGAUAUGUCUUUAAUCAUUGGUGAUAAAUUUAGUUUAAUUAUGGGCGAAGUUGAUUUACCAUUAUUAAUUCAGAAUGCCAUUGCCUCCAUUUUGGUAAGUGCUCAAAGCAAACACAUAACUAUCGAUACAAAUAUAGAAGAGCCACCUCAAGAUCCACAAGUCCUUCAAAAUUUACGUGGUGACAAAUCAAGAUUACAACAAGUUAUUUGGAAUUUACUUUCAAACUCUAUAAAAUUCACAAACGAAAAUGGUAAAAUCGAAAUUCACGCCAAAGUACUCAAUCAAAUACCAAUCAAUGAAUUAGGAUUUUGUAGUAAUCCAAUGUUUAAUCCAAUUCAAAGACAAGGUGAUCGUUGGAUAUUAUUAACCAUCUCGGAUAACGGUAAAGGAAUUCCUCACCAAUUCCUCCCAAAUGUUUUUGAUAGAUUCAAACAAGCUGAUUGUAGUUCAACCCGUUCAUAUGGCGGUUUAGGUAUAGGUUUAUCAAUAACCCAAAAUAUUAUUCAUUUACAUAAAGGUGCUGUAUUUGCAAAUAGUCAAGGUGAAAAUAAAGGUUCACAAUUCACCGUAGUUUUACCUGUAACAAAAAUGUUUAGAUCAAAUACAAACUCUCCAAUUUUAUCAGACACCUCAUCACCACCAAUAAUUAAAAAAUCAUUUUUUAACCAACCAAUUCAAAUUGAAAAAAAUCAAAAUCUUCAAAAUUACUAUCAUCAACCACAACAGCAACAAUCACAACAAUCACAACAAUCACAACAACAACAACAACAACAACAACAACAACAACAACAACAACAACAACAACAACAACAACAACCUCAAAAUACUUUACAUACAAAUUAUCAACAAAAUAAUGGUUACCAACUUCAAACACAAAAUUAUAGUAGCGACUAUCAACAACAAGAACAAAACAACAUGAAUAAUAAAAGACAGCGAGAUAACCAAUCAACACCAUCACCAAAUUACAGUAAUUCUAAAUUUUUACCAUCAUCACAAACUUUAAUUCCUUCCCCAUUAGAUAAUAGCAAUAACAUCAAUGAUAACUCUGAAUUAGAACUAUCAUCAAGUAACAACAACAUUAACAAUAAUAUAAACAAUAAUAAUAAUAAUAAUAAUAAUAAUAAUAAUAAUAAUAAUAAAAUUAACAAUAUUACAACUCCAACAUCAGCAUUACCAUCGCCAUCACCAACAAUAUCACAAAAUUCAUCAGAAAUAUUAAAAUCCCCAAAACGUAACAAAAAUCUUUUAACCGGUAUCUCCAUAAUGCUGGUUGAUGAUUUAGAAGAAACCAAUCUUCUUUUUUCAUCUAUGCUUUAUAAACUAGGUGCCAGAAGAAUAGAUACCUUCCAAAGAGUAGCAGAUGCCUAUCAAUUCCUAUGUGACCCAAACAAACCACAACCAGAUAUUAUUUUAUCAGAUUUAACAAUGCCCUUCGAGGAUGGUUACAGUAUGGUCAGAAAAUUAAGGGAUAGAGAAAAAAUCAACCCACAAAACAAGGUAAUUCCAAUUAUAGCUCUCACUGCAUCUGUUUCCUCAUAUGACAAAGAGAAAGUUUUAAAAAGUGGUUUUGAUUUACAUUGUCCAAAACCUGUCAACUUUUUAGAUUUAUCUCUUUCAAUUUUAUCUUUGAUCGAAAAAUAUAAUAUCAUAAAUAACGAAAUUCAACAAUUAAAUAGUGAUAAUAGUGACAAUAGUGAUUAUAUAAACAAUAAUAUAAACGAUUCCUAUAACAUAACUGAUUCAAGACCCUGUAAAAAAGCAAACAUUUCAAAUGAAGAAUAA
Messenger RNA from Dictyostelium purpureum, 4203 nucleotides. RefSeq lists its product as uncharacterized. The record is from RefSeq and is a predicted model, not a curated record. Gene Ontology annotation, molecular function: phosphorelay sensor kinase activity. The transcript has 3 exons. Lineage: Eukaryota; Evosea; Eumycetozoa; Dictyosteliales; Dictyosteliaceae. Gene Ontology annotation, biological process: phosphorelay signal transduction system; phosphorylation. The coding region runs from base 1 to 4203 and encodes 1400 amino acids.